Aspergillus pseudoviridinutans is the source of this 1254-nucleotide messenger RNA. Its product is annotated as FAD-binding oxidoreductase. Lineage: Eukaryota; Fungi; Ascomycota; Eurotiomycetes; Eurotiales; Aspergillaceae. Bases 1 to 1254 code for a protein of 417 amino acids. The transcript is spliced from 4 exons. The record is from RefSeq and is a predicted model, not a curated record. Gene Ontology annotation, molecular function: oxidoreductase activity; FAD binding.
AUGGCAGCCUAUGAAGCUGCGCGUCUCAGCCGAGUGUUCAACCAGCGCUGCCCACGCCGGUUUCCACUGGCUAUAGUCAAGCCAACUACGGAGAAUGAAGUUGUUACAGCGGUGAAGCUGGCAAUACAACACAAAAUGCGCAUUGCCACUCGAGCAGGGGGCCAUUCCUUUCCAGUUUGGAGUUUGCAUGAUAAUUCCAUCCUCAUUGACUUCGGCGACUUCAAGGUAUUGGAGGUCGAUGAGAGGAACUGCAUUGCACAGGUGUCUCCUGGUGUCACAAGCAAGGAGCUCAAUGACUUCUUGAUUGAGAAACACGGGAUGAUGUUUCCGGGGGGUCAUUGCCCCGAUGUUGGCCUCGGCGGGUUUCUAUUGCAAGGUGGAAUGGGUUGGAACUGUCGGAACUGGGGUUGGGCUUGUGAAAGUGUGGAUGCUGUGGAAGUAAUUACCAUGCAAGGAGAGCCUAUAAUCUGCAGUGCGCAGCAGAAUAAAGACCUAUACUGGGCGGCCCGUGGUGCAGGUCCAGCAUUUCCUGCGGUUGUUUCAAAAUUUCACCUAAAAUUAAGGCCGUACCCAAAGAACGGAUUCCGGUCUUCUGGCUACAUUUACCCAUGCGGUCUCUACAGGCAAGCAUUUUCCUGGGCCCUUCGGAUUACCGCGACCCUUGACAGAGACACCGAAAUCACGGCAACGCCCGAGGAUGCCGAGGCUGCUUUGUGGCCUGUGCAAGAAACCCGGCCCGCAGGGACACUCUCUGAAUGGUAUUGUCGAGAAGACAAUUUAGGAAAUCUCUACGACAAACAAGCAAAAGCAAACCCAAAGGGUCAUCGGUACCACACCGAUAAUGCCUAUGUUCAGAAUGGUGCCGAUGUUGUCGCUGUGCUCGAAGAAGCGUUUCUGUCUCUUCCACCGGGCAAAUCGUUUGCGUUCUGGUCCGCAAUGAGCCCUUGGAGUAGAGGAGAUCUACCUGACAUGGCCUUAAGUAUGCAGUCUGAUCAUUAUUUCGCGAUUUACGCCGUGUGGGACGAUGCGAAAGACGAUGAGCGGUAUCGUUCCUGGGUACAAAAGGUAAUGAGAAAGAUUGAAAAUCAUUCGGUAGGCACAUACUUGGGCGAUUCAGAUCUGCAAAAAGCAGACGCGCGUUACUGGGCAAAUAUCAACACCGCGCGCCUGAUAGAAAUAUGUGAGAAGUGGGAUCCAGAGGGUCUUAUGUGUCGGUACAAGGCUAGCUGUACUGAGCUGGAACUAAGGAAUUAG